UCGCGGACCGUAAUAAUAAAAACAAAUAUUCGAACCAGCAUCAACAACUAAAAAAGACACUACAUACAAACAAUUAUUCUAGGUUGCAGUUUCUGUGGAGAGACGAAGAAGAAGUAGGAAUCCGUGUUAGAUUUAACUAAGAACAAUGGCUGAUCCAGAGUUAGAAGCUAUCAGGCAAAGAAGAAUGCAAGAGCUAAUGGCACAACAUGGCGCUGGAAAUCAACAGAACCCAGAGCAGCAAACUGCACAGGAAGAUGCCAAAAGGGAAGCAGAUGAACGUAGGCAACUAAUGCUUAGUCAGAUAUUGUCUUCUCAAGCACGUGAAAGAAUUGCGCGAAUUGCUUUAGUAAAGCCUGAGAAGGCAAGAGGUGUCGAAGAUGUCAUACUAAGAGCUGCUCAGAUGGGUCAGAUUGCUGAAAAGGUGUCUGAAGAGAGGCUUAUAUCAUUACUGGAACAGAUUAACACUCAGACAACAAAACAGACAAAAGUUACUAUCCAGAGGCGUCGAAGUGUUCUUGAUGACGAUUAUUAAACUACUUUCGGAUCUAUCGUUCAGUUCUCUAUAUUCUGAUGAGGAUUCAAACUUGUUGUCAAACUAUAUAGUCUCUCGAGCUUGCUGAAGUGGGUUUUGUCCAUUUGCUUUAGCUUUAAUGGGGACCAUGUUUCCCUAGUAAUUAUGUUUGAAAGUGAUCAUUUUCCAUACAUAAUAUCUCUGAACUUAUUGGCCUAAUUAUUUUGUUAUUAGCCCUGUUAUAAUUUGUGCACUGAUUCCAACCUGGGGCUUCUGACUGGCAGUUCACAUUUUAUUUUAUUUUAUAUUAUUUGUACAAUGAACCACUAUUAUCAGGUG
Papaver somniferum (opium poppy) is the source of this 850-nucleotide messenger RNA. RefSeq names its product DNA-binding protein DDB_G0278111-like. NCBI's taxonomy places the organism in Eukaryota, Viridiplantae, Streptophyta, Magnoliopsida, Ranunculales, Papaveraceae. Gene Ontology annotation, cellular component: nucleus; cytosol. The record is from RefSeq and is a predicted model, not a curated record. The transcript has 7 exons. Gene Ontology annotation, molecular function: DNA binding. Bases 146 to 532 code for a protein of 128 amino acids.